AUGUACCUGUGUGCAGGGUUCGUGGAGGAGAUGCGGUUUGUAGCCAUGAAGUUGCACACUCGGGAUCAGGCGCCAAAGGAGGGCCAGCAGGAGUCAGCAGAGAAGGCCUGGAAAGCGUGGGAGCCGACCCGUGUUGGCUACCUGCGCUUCUUGGCGGAGUCCAAGGAAGUGUAUGAAACACUGGAGAACAUUGUGGCAGAGGCUUCAUUCCCUGAAUAUGCACGUUUUCAGAACACAGGCUUGGAGCGGUCGGCAGGGCUGUCAGAGGACAUUGCCUGGAUGCAGCAGGAGUAUAGCCUGGCCCCUGUCCAGCUGUCAGAGGAUGGGCCAGGACGCGCUUACAGCAGCUUGCUGAAGGAGCUGGCGCGCGACUGCCCUCCAAAAUUCUUGUGCCAUUUCUACAAUGUGUACUUUGCACACACUGCGGGCGGCCGAAUGAUCGGCACCAAGGUUGCCUCGAUGAUCCUGGAUUCCAGAGAGCUCCAAUUCUACAAGUACGAGGGCGACUUCCGAGCCAAGCUAGAUGAAGUGCGCGCUCAGCUCAAUGCGGUGGCAGAAGGCUGGACGCGGGAAGAGAAAGACAGCUGCCUAGAGGAGACACAGAAGUCUUUCAAGUACUCGGGGGGCCUCUUGCGCACUAUCACAGAAACCUAA
Coccomyxa subellipsoidea C-169 is the source of this 654-nucleotide messenger RNA. RefSeq names its product heme oxygenase-like protein. NCBI's taxonomy places the organism in Eukaryota, Viridiplantae, Chlorophyta, Trebouxiophyceae, Coccomyxaceae. The transcript is spliced from 5 exons. Gene Ontology annotation, molecular function: heme oxygenase (decyclizing) activity. Gene Ontology annotation, biological process: heme oxidation. The record is from RefSeq and is a predicted model, not a curated record. Bases 1 to 654 code for a protein of 217 amino acids.